Molecule: messenger RNA, 212 nt
Organism: Amoebophrya sp. A25
Lineage: Eukaryota; Dinophyceae; Syndiniales; Amoebophryaceae
Source: the annotation of a GenBank genome assembly
GAGAGAAGCAGCAAACUUGUCUCCUCCUCUUGCCAAGGCUGGGCCGAAGCUUGCCGCAGUAGUUCUCGCGCAUCUGGAGAGUGAGAACUUUGAGACGAACACGGCCUCCCCAGUGGUAGCAGAAAAGGAAGCAAGUGCGUUUGUUUCUGCUGCUGAGAAGCGCAUCGAAGAUCCGGCGUUUCACCCGCAAGUACUUAGGCUCCUGCUAGGAC